CUCUCUCUCCUGUAGGCAGAAGGCGGUGAUUUUACCCUCCUUCUACAUGUAGUGGUUUUUUUUCCACCCUGAAGUUUGUUGAUCAGAAGAGUUGAGAUCGGAAUAACCUCGGAUUACUCUUUCAUUUCCAGGAUAUAGACGCUCUAGUCUAUAAACACACCAUACACACUCAUACACACUCACACACACUUAUAGACGGAUUGAGAAGCGGACCACAGUGAGACCCGCGAGGCGUCAAAAACUAUGAAUCGGAGUUUUAAUAAUAAGGCGCAAAGUUUGCGCCACUCGGAUCUGGACGCAGUGGAAGUCAAGAGCAAAUAUGGUGCCGAGUUUCGCAGGUUUUCAGUGAACCGAGCGAAGCCCGGCAAAUUCGACGAGUUCUUUAAGCUGAUCGUGGACCUCCAUCGCAUCGCCAACAUGGAGGUGAUGAUCGGCUACGCAGACAUCCAUGGAGACCUGCUGCCCAUCAACAACGAUGACAACUUUUGCAAGGCUGUGUCCACUGCGCACCCGCUGCUCAGGAUCUUUAUCCAAAGACAAGAGGAAAUUGACUACAGCACCUUUGGCACCAACACACUAACCCGAAAGAAAAAAGCCGUGGUCGCCCUGCGCAACGACCUGAACAGGAAGCGGCCGCAAAUCCGCAUCGGCUUUCCUCAGGACUUCCGUCCUGUAUCGUCAAUCAUCGACGUGGACAUCGUGCCCGAGUCGCACCGGCGUGUGAGGCUGUACCGUCAUGGCUCGCACAAACCUCUGGGGUUCUACAUCCGAGACGGAACAAGUGUACGUGUCACGGCGCACGGCCUUGAGAAGGUCCCGGGCAUCUUUAUCUCGCGAAUGGUCCCUGGCGGCCUGGCGGAAGGAACAGGCUUGCUUGCGGUCAACGAUGAGGUUCUCGAGGUCAAUGGAAUCGAGGUGACGGGGAAGACCUUGGACCAGGUGACCGACAUGAUGAUCGCCAACAGCCACAACUUGAUUGUUACGGUGAAGCCGGCUAAUCAGCGCAACAAUGUGGUGCGUGCCAGCCGCGUGUCCGGAAGUUCGGGUCAGUCUUCGGAUAGCAGCAGCAGCUCGGGCAUCACCAGCAUGCAGUCUCUGCCUUCGUCCAUGCCCGCCGUGAGCUCCAGCUAUGGGCACGACGACCUAGACAGCGAUGAAGAGUCGGACAUUGUCAUCGAGAACAGCAUCAGUCGCCAGACUCGCCAUUCGAACGCCUCUCUGGCAUCGCUCACGUCUCGAUCCACUCAGUUGACCUCCGCCUCGCCGCCCAAACCUCAAAGCAGACCGCUCUCCGCCGUGUCCACGGCUUCCUUCCAUUCUCACGCCAGCCUCAAUGGAACAGGCCAUAACAGCCUGAGCUACAGGCUUCACAGAGACCUGAACCUUCAUCACACGUCCUACAACGGUGCCAGAGAAAGCAACGGCAGCCUCCACAAAAUCCUCAGCAGCCUGAGGACGGACCCUCGGAACAGCCUGGUGCUACCCAGCGGUGGAGUAGAGGAGGAUGGCAUGGUCAUCACGCUAUAACACACACACACACACACGCUUAUUAUAUUGCCUUCUAAACCUAAUCCCACCCAGAGACUUUACAGCCUGGAGCAACAGACUUGAUGUGCUUUCCUCAAGCUUUUUUGUACAAUGUAAUUUAACAUCUUUUUACUCGUUUUUCUUAAAUGACAUGUCUUAUCGUAUCCAUCGGGGGGGGCGCAUACGGGAAAUUGUGGUACAUGUGUCUUUUAUAUCGGUUUUCCCUUCUUUUUUUUCCUUUUUACUACUUUUCUAGAGCCACUGAUUAAAAUUUAACACCACAAAUGUCAUUUAUAUCAAAUUUGAUCAUUUUUUCUAAAUCAGAUUGGUGUUUGUUCAUACAGUACAGUUUUUCAAAAGUUUUCCCAAUACCAUAAGCAGUCCACUGGAAUUCUGGGAGAUAUAAACAACCAAUCAGCUCAGACUUUUCUUCAUGCUUUUACCAAAGUGUCACCGACUCUGUUCUGUGGCUUUAAAUUUCAUUCCAGCUAAAGGAGAUGUAGGACUUUCGUCACUGUGCUUUGGUGAAUCACUAUAACUUCACAGAUCUGUUUCUUUUUAAACAUAAUGCACCUUUGGGAAUAUGGUUUUGACUUUUUUGCUGGGAUUCCCCAGACCACCCCUAAACCCCCACCUACUAUAAAUUGGCUUAUAUGUAAUGCUGUUUGCUGACUAACAAGCAGGAAUUUUUGUCGGUUACCUCCUAAUGAAUUCUCAGCUCGGGCUCGUGACACGAGUACACACAGCUGUGUACAGUCUCUGUUCUCCAGAGAUGCUUCAGUGUUUAGCUUCCACAUGCAGGUGCUAGCGGUCCUUAAAAGAAAUAAAUCCCCCCCUUGAGCGAC
Molecule: messenger RNA, 2372 nt
Organism: Silurus meridionalis
Lineage: Eukaryota; Metazoa; Chordata; Actinopteri; Siluriformes; Siluridae
Gene: pard6gb
Product: par-6 family cell polarity regulator gamma b
Exons: 3
Coding region: 244-1527 (427 amino acids)
Biological process (GO): establishment or maintenance of cell polarity; regulation of cellular localization; centrosome cycle
Cellular component (GO): apical plasma membrane; nucleus; cell cortex
Molecular function (GO): protein kinase C binding
Source: RefSeq, a predicted model, not a curated record